Messenger RNA from Meloidogyne enterolobii, 1298 nucleotides. The record is from the annotation of a GenBank genome assembly. Lineage: Eukaryota; Metazoa; Nematoda; Chromadorea; Rhabditida; Meloidogynidae.
UUUUAAUUAUUUUUAAUUUGUUCGAAUUUUUAGUUUUUAUUAUUUUAUACAAAAAGAUUUUUAAUCGGCAAAGGAGGAUGUCAAAUAAUAACGAAAAUAAAAAUUUGCAGAAUAUCCAGCGAAUCGACAUAACGGAGAACAAUUGGAAGACCAAAGAUCAAGUGGGGCCGUUGUUUGUUUACAAACGUUUGGAUUAUCCGCACUACGCAAUUAUGAUCGCCAACCGCCAGUCGUUGGAGGACUUUGUUCAACCAAUUGAAGAAACCUCUAGUUCCAUCGGUGGUAUUUGGAUUUAUGGGGAAGAUGAAUGCAAACGAAUUUUUGCGUCUAUUCAAAAAUUGCGAGAUAUUGUUGUUAGGGAAGAGGCAUGUUUUGAUUCAAACAUGAAGGCGGAAUCUGCAAAAUCGCCAGUAAAAACAAAUGAAACUUCCAAUUUCAAGAAGCCAGAUGAAGUCAUCAAGGUUGCUGUGAAGACGCCAGAAAAGAUUAUUGAAAAGACAACUCCAAAGAAGCCGCCGGAGGUUAAAACUGGAGUCAAAACGGAAGUUAAGAAGACUGAGGCUAAUGCUAACAUCAAAAUAUCACCGACCAGCAAUGAUAGCCGCUUAAAUUUUAGACCGUUAAGAACUUUGGAUCCAUCAAAAUUGAUGAAGAAAAAUGUGAAGAAUAUCAAUACGAAGCCUCCGGCUAGUGUUGAACUGCCGAAACAACAUCAGCAACCACCUCCCACUCCAAAAAUUAUGUCAAGGGUUCAAUCAAUUAAUAAUUUUGUAAGAGAGGUUGAUUUGCCUAAAACAUCUGAUAUUGCUGCGGCAGCUGCUUCUGUUUUGCCUGAGAUCAUUCAAGAAAAUGGACGAGGGGGAGAUAUUGGAAUUUUGAAGAUGAUUUUGUUAGAAUUUAUUAAGCGUAUAGAUCCAUUUGCUUGCCGUCUUUUGAAUUAUUUACCUCGUGCCGCUUUGUAUGAAUACGAUUCUCUCGAAAAGAAAUGGAAACGAACAGAAACGGAAGGACCAUUUGUCGUUUUCUCGCGAAUUGACGAGCCAUUUUAUUCUUUGUUGGUGAUUGAUCGUAAACAACGAGGAAAGGAAGAUUUUCUGCAACCGCUUGUUCCUGGCAUUAAACUUACUAAUAAGUCUCCAUAUAUUUUUAUUAGCGGCAGGCAAGAUAAUAUGGUGUUCGGACUUUGGCUUCAGGAUCAGGAUGACUGUACGCGCGUUUAUCACGAUUUAUCUGCAUUGUUGAGUGAGGUUAAUAAAUUGAAUGAGGAACAUAUGCCGCCGACCAUUGAUAUGUUGUAG